Molecule: messenger RNA, 1695 nt
Organism: Patiria miniata (bat star)
Lineage: Eukaryota; Metazoa; Echinodermata; Asteroidea; Valvatida; Asterinidae
Product: E3 ubiquitin-protein ligase TRIM56-like
Exons: 4
Coding region: 1-1695 (564 amino acids)
Biological process (GO): positive regulation of DNA-templated transcription
Cellular component (GO): nucleoplasm; chromatin
Molecular function (GO): ubiquitin-protein transferase activity; zinc ion binding
Source: RefSeq, a predicted model, not a curated record
AUGGCUACUGGGUCAUCAGUACGUUCUACAUUGGAACAGAUAAGCGGAAAGCAUCUUGAGUGCACUAUCUGCCAAGAAAAACACAAACUGCCCAAAGUACUGGACUGUCAGCACAGCUUCUGCGAGGAGUGUCUGCUGACUUAUCAUAAUGGCAGAUAUAACGCCGAACCAAAUAUCCCUUGUCCACUGUGUCGUCAGGAGACGGUACUUCCUGUGUCUGGCGUAAAAGGCCUCAAGACCAAUUUCCAUUUGGCUGGACUUAUUGAGGAAUUUAAAUUACAGGAAAAGGUAGCAUGCUCAGCUGAAGCAAAGUUGCUCUGUCAGGUGUGUGAUAAGGGGAACGAAGCCAAGGAUCGCUGCUUGGAUUGGAAAGUGAGCAUGACUAAACAACCGGACGAGUAUACAUGCCACAAACACAAGCAGAGCUUGAAACAGUUUUACUGCAAGACAUGCGAUGAGCUGAUCUGCCAGGCAUGUACUGUCAUAGAUCACUCCAAACCAAAUCAUGACAUCAUUGAAACUGGAAAUGCUUCGAGAGAAUACAGAGAGUCAUUGAAGAAUGACUUUUCUGCUUUGGGUAGAAUCAUACAAAGGCUUGGGUUGUCUCUGCAGGACACAAUUGAAGCCAAGAAAGUGGUCAAGGACAAAACGGCAAAGUCUCGAAAGGAAGUUCAGCACAGAGCUGUUGAGGUCAUAGCAAAGGUCAAAGCUGAAGAGAAACGACUCCUCAAUGAGAUCACAACCCAGGAACAAGAGCAAAACAAGCGAUUGGAUGAGCACGAGAAGACACUGAGUACCAUGCUGCAGAGAAAGGAACAUUCUCUGCAGACAAGUCAAGCAGUGACGAGAAACGCAUCAGACUUGGAUUUUCUUUCCCUAUAUCCCGUAAUCAAGAAAGACAUGGACAAACUCAGAGGUCAACCGACUCCCAAGAUGGUAGGGUUGAAGUCGCAUCCCGUGUUCGUCCAGAGUAAAGAUGAGUUUCAAUCAGCCAGAGGCAUUGCUGCUGCUGCUGAACCUGACGAGAUUGCUGUGACUGACUGGAAGAACGAGCGAGUAAUCAUCUGUGACGAACAGGCUGACGUUACGACUGUGCCGGAUGGAUGGAUGGUUGCGAGUCUACGAGUUGUUCAGGUGUACAAACGAGACAGGACACUAGCCUAUAAGUUCAAAACAGCAUCUGAAAGUGAGGUUGGCGAGACAAAAAUUCAAAGUAUAGUAGUCAUGAACAAUGGCAACAUCAUAGCGGGGGAUACCAAGAGGAAGGUUUUGACUGUACAUCAGCCGGGUAAAAAAGGCAAACUCAUACGCACCAUACCAUUGAGGAUCCGACCUGACUUCUUGGCUGUACUGAACAAUGAUUGGAUUGCAAUCAGUGACUGCGAAGAGGGACUAGCGGGCAUAAUGGAUAUUUCCCAUAACAAAGCUACUACAGUCGCCUACGUGCAACCAACCAUAGUCGGUAAACCAGUGAAACACUGCGCGGGUAUAUGCAGCAAUAGCUCGGGUAUCUACAUUGCAGUGGACACAGGGUACGUCAACACCGGUCACAUUCACCAUUAUGACAGCACAUGUCAGUUUGUCAGCUGUGUGGUGCAAGGUCUGUACAACCCCUUAGGAAUCACAUUCAAAGCUGAUGGGCAGCAGCUGGCAGUGGCUGACCAGUACUCGGUAAAGAUAUAUCACAAGGUGUAA